CACUACUUUGACCAGAGCCCCCACAGUACACUAUAUAAAGUAGUGCAUCAUAAAGGGAAUAGGGUGCCAUUCGGUCUCUCCUUAGGGUCUAGUGUUCCAGUCAGUCAGAGUACGUAUCUGAGACAGGUUGACUGAAUCAGAUCAGUCAUCCUCAUCUGUAGUCACUUAGCAACAACUAGGGUCUCUGUGUUCCAGGGUCUCUGUGUUCCAGGGUCUCUGUGUUCCAGGGUCUCUGUGUUCCAGGGUCUCUGUGUUCCGGUCAGAUCAUCACUACCACCACCUAGUUCUGUUCUGCUGGGACGACACACCUCUACAGGGAGAUGGAUGCUGAAGGAGCCAACAUGGAGAGGUUUCCUACAGGGAACCUGUAUAGCGCUGUAGAGGACGGAUUGAGACCUACUACUCUCAACUAUGGUACCAAUAGAACCACUGAUUUCUACGGCAGCGCCGACUAUGACGAAGAGUACGAGGAUGAACGCUGCUCCAAGACAGACGUGGUCAGGUUCGGAGCCCUCGUCACACCCAUGGUCCUCUCCGUGGUCAUUGUGCUAAGCCUUGUGGGUAACCUGCUGGUGCUGGUGAUUCUGGCCAGGUACGAGCAUCUUCGGUCACUGACAAAUGCGUUCAUGAUGAACCUGGCGUUGUCUGACCUGGUGUUCACCUGCGGCCUCCCCUUCUGGGUCUCCUAUCACAUGAUUGGCUGGAGCUACGGUGACCUCACGUGUAAGGCGGUUAGCUUCCUGUUCUAUGCUGGCUACUACAGCAGUGGCAUCUUCCUCAUCCUAAUGACACUGCAUCGUUACCUGGCCGUGCUCCACCCCCUGUCUUACCUGGUGUCAGGCCCCUCCCACUCUCAGGGCACCUGGAGCGCUGUCGUAUCAUUGGUCGUCUGGAUCGGCAGUCUGUUAGCUGCUAUGCCAGCUCUCAUCUUUACCAAGUUCAUCAUCACUGAUUCUACUGACCUUAAAGACCCUCUGGACCCGAACAACCCUGAUGGGCCUAGUGACUCUAACGCCUCUAGUGGUGAACGGCGGUACUGUGAGGUUGCAGAUGUCAGCUGGAGGCUGUGGGGGGUCUACCAGCAGAACAUCCUGUUCAUAGUGACAUUAUUAGUGGUGUGUGUCUGUUACAGUCAGAUUCUAGUCCGCCUCCUGAGACCCAGGGUUAGGGUUAGACGCCAGAGGAGCGGAGGAGACAGGAGGAGCCACAGGACCGCCAGGCUGGUCUUCGGCCUGGUCCUGGUUUUCUUUGUGGGCUGGGCGCCGUACAACGUGGUCAUCUUCCUCAGGACACUGGCGUAUAAGAGUCAAGAUGGCGGCGGUGCUGAUUCAUCCACAACACUAUGGGACGAGUGUGGCACCAGCACCACGUUGGACUACUCCUUCUAUGUGACCAGGCUGCUGGCGUUCUCCUACUGCUGUCUCAACCCUUUGUUCUACGUGUUCGUUGGGGUCAAGUUCCGGAACCACCUGAAGAGAAUGUUGAAGGGUUGUUGUCAUGGUGUUACCGUUGUCAAUAACAACAACAACAGCAGUGUUCUGUACAGGAGCAGCAGACUGACAUCACAGUCCAGUGGGGAGGAGUUCUCACUUUAAAUAACAACACUGUAAACAACAUCAACAAUAGCAGUAGUCUGUACAGGAGUAGCAGACGGACAUCACAGUCCAGGGGGAGGAGUCACUGUACUAGACAUCACUUUCAUACUAGAUAUUGUAGUAUUCUUUACUUCAUGAUACCUGGAGCCUUACACUGAACCCAAACCAGACAUGCAUACAUUUGUUUUGUACCCCUACACCAAACGCGAUCACAACACGCAGGUUAAAAUAUCAAAACAAUUAUUAAUUUGGGGACAGGUCGAUAAGCAUUAAACAUUUAUGGAAAUGUAGCUAGCUAGCUUGCACUUGCUAGGUAAUUUGUCUUAUUUAGCUAGAUUGCUGUUGCUAGCUAAUUUGUCCUGGGACAUUGAGUUGUUAUUUUACCUUAAAUGCACAAGGUCCUCUACUCUGACAAUUAAUCCACACGUAAAAUGGUCAACCAAAUCGUUUCUAGUCACCUCUCCUCCUUCCAGGCUUUUUCAUCUUUGAAUUUAUAUGAUGAUUGGCAUCUAAACUUUCAUAGUAUUACCAUGACGACCGGCAACACAUUUCCUAUUUCAAUCACCCAUGUGGGUAUAACCAAUGAGGAGAUGGUACGUGAGUAUGAUCUGCAUCAGAAAUAGAACUGAUUCUAUUUUAGCCCUUGGCAAUGCAGACGAUCGUUGGCGCACGUGAGCAGUGUGGGUGCAAUAAUUGAAUAACAUAGAUUUCUAAAUUUAUUUUGCAACGCUCGUGCACGCGAUGUUGUCAGGGUAUUACACGUUCAUACUAGAUAUUGUAGUAUUCUUUACUUCAUGAUAACUGAAGCCUUUCACUGGAUCGAUUUUCCAUUCAUAUUAUCCAUUUGCAGAUAAUGAUUGCAUUCCUCAAGACUAUUUGAGGUGUUUAUAUCAUACCCCUUUAAUACCAUGUUUAAUACCAUGUUUAAUACCAUGUUUAAUACCAUGUGUAAUACCACAUUUAAUACCAUGUUUAAUACCACGUUUAAUACCAUGUUUAAUACCAUGUUUAAUACUAGGUUUAAUACCAUGUUUAAUACCACAUUUAAUACCAUGUUUAAUACUAGGUUUAAUACCAUGUUUAAUACCACGUUUAAUACCAUGUGUCAUACCAUGUUUAAUACUAGGUUUAAUACCAUGUUGAAUACCAUGUUUAAUCAUAUGUUUAAUACCAUGUUUAAUACCAUGUUUAAUACCACAUUUAAUACUACGUUUAAUACUAGGUGUAAUACCAUGUUUAAUACCACGUUUAAUACCACGUUUAAUACCAGGUUUAGAAGCAAAUUAAAUUGUGAUUGUUGUAUUUUGAUUGCUGUAAGUCAAAUCAGAUUGUAUUUGUCAUAUACACAUGUUUAGCAGAUGUUAUUGGUCAUAUACACAUGUUUAGCAGAUGUUAUUGGUCAUAUACACAUGUUUAGCAGAUGUUAUUGAUCAUAUACACAUGUUUAGCAGAUGUUAUUGUGGGUAUAGUAAAAUGCUUGUGUGUCUGGCUCCAAGUAUGUAGUAAUAUCUAACAAUUCACAACAAUACACACAAUCUAAAAGUAGAAGAAUGCAAUUAAGGAAUUGACAGAGAGAAAGAGCAGGUCCUGCUUGUACGUAAACACACCAGCCAUUGUGUUACCAUACUGUAGGUUCAUAUAAUCAGCAUAUAUUUUUCAUGGUCAGAUUUGAAUUGUGUAAAUAUUGAACUAUUGUUUAAUGUUUUUAAGUCUUCUGAAUAAAGUACUGAUUUGUUUUAACAUUGA
Messenger RNA from Oncorhynchus masou masou (cherry salmon), 3341 nucleotides. RefSeq names its product chemokine XC receptor 1-like. Gene Ontology annotation, biological process: positive regulation of cytosolic calcium ion concentration; cell chemotaxis; G protein-coupled receptor signaling pathway. Bases 321 to 1595 code for a protein of 424 amino acids. The record is from RefSeq and is a predicted model, not a curated record. The transcript has 3 exons. Gene Ontology annotation, molecular function: C-C chemokine receptor activity; C-C chemokine binding. Gene Ontology annotation, cellular component: external side of plasma membrane; membrane. Lineage: Eukaryota; Metazoa; Chordata; Actinopteri; Salmoniformes; Salmonidae.